Molecule: messenger RNA, 543 nt
Organism: Prorocentrum cordatum
Lineage: Eukaryota; Dinophyceae; Prorocentrales; Prorocentraceae
Source: the annotation of a GenBank genome assembly
AUGCUGGUCCUCAGCGACAGCCGCGAGAUCGCAAACCUCACAAGCACCGUGUACAGGACCUUCGAGAUGGAGGACGUGGAGGCCGGCAUCGGCGAGGCCCUCCGCGCGGCUGGCAAGGCGUACAAUGCCGAAAGCCUCGAGCUCGCCGAAAAGAAAAAGAAGAACGAGGUGGUGGACUCCCAGGCCAGAGGCCCUCCUCACGUCCGCGCGUUCGGGGCGAUGAUCGAGUGGGGCUACAAGAACACCGCGGGCGAGAUGAAGAAUGCGCACAAGGACGCCUGGGACAACCUUAUUCUGGGCACACGCCCCAGGAGUUGGCGGACAUCGUGCUGUUUUUUUGUUGGAUGGGCAACAAGAAGGAGGAGGGCAAGAAAGAAAUGGGCAGGAUCAUCAUGGCGCUGGACCUCUCCUACGAGAAAGCUCAGGCUUUGUGGCAGCUGCUCCUCCAGACCUUCAAGCAGGUGGGAGCGGUGCGCCGGGUGGGAGCGGCGCCGCGGGGCUCCUUGGAGAGGGACGCCAGCCGGCUUCUCGAGGAGCUUCUGA